Molecule: messenger RNA, 529 nt
Organism: Eutrema salsugineum
Lineage: Eukaryota; Viridiplantae; Streptophyta; Magnoliopsida; Brassicales; Brassicaceae
Exons: 4
Coding region: 87-350 (87 amino acids)
Biological process (GO): mRNA splicing, via spliceosome
Cellular component (GO): precatalytic spliceosome; U2 snRNP
Source: RefSeq, a predicted model, not a curated record
AUCGAAGUGAAGCAGAAGCGACGGAUCUGUUUCUUUUUUGAACUGGAAUCAUCAAAGAGCGCUUGCGAAUUCUUUGAAACAGAAAGAUGCAGGCGAGUGAUAGGUUUAACAUCAACUCUCAGCUUGAGCAUCUUCAAGCUAAAUAUGUUGGUACAGGGCAUGCUGAUUUGAGCAGAUUUGAAUGGGCUGUGAACAUUCAGCGUGAUAGUUAUGCUUCGUACAUCGGUCACUACCCGAUGCUUGCCUACUUUGCAAUCGCUGAGAACGAAUCCAUUGGCCGAGAACGCUACAACUUCAUGCAGAAAAUGCUUUUACCUUGUGGCCUUCCUCCAGAAAGAGAAGAUGACUAAAGAGCUUGCAAGUGUUGUGGCAAAUGGAAUCAGAACAACAUUUGAUCUUUCUACUCUCCUAGGAACUCUCUCUCAUGAAUUGUUGUUGUAUUGAACCUAUAAAAGCCUCUCUUAACUCUCUUAUUGUGUAAAGACCUUUGUUUUUCAUACAAUGAAAAAUCACUUUGCUUUUACGAUAA